AUGAACUAAAAAUUAUUGUGUCACAAUCAUAAAAUAUUCAAAAUUCAUACAAGUAUGUGUGGGCAUUUUCGUUUUAUUUAGGGUCUACCGCGCAAUCGCAAUGGAAAACCUAAAUUUGUACAAAGUACUUGGCGUGACCAAAGAUGCGACCCCGGACGAAAUCAAGAAGAACUAUCGCAAAUUGGCGAAAGAAUUUCAUCCGGACAAGAACCCCGACUCGGGCGACAAGUUUAAGGAAAUAUCGUUUGCAUAUGAAGUACUCUCCGAUCCGGAGAAACGUCGCAUCUACGAUCGCCAUGGAAUCAAGGGACUGCAGGAGGGCGCGGAAGGAUUCACCGAUACCUCGGAAUUUUUUGCCCAAUGGUUCCCAUUUGGCGGCACGUCCAACGAACGUAGCAGACGCGACGGCAGAAUAAUGAUAAGAAUGGAGCUGACGCUAGAGGAAAUGUACGUGGGUGGCAAACAAAAAUCGGUGAGUUACAAGCGGCAGAAGCUAUGUGACAAGUGCAAUGGUGACGGCGGUCCACCGAAUGCGCGCGAACCCUGUGAGGCCUGCGGCGGUGUUGGCCGUGCCGCAGCAUUUACAUUUAUGGGUCUUGGCGCUUUCGAUGCGGUUUGCCCCAGCUGCGAUGGUCGAGGAUUCAACAUUAAGGAGACGAUGCGCUGCAAGCCGUGCACCGGUACCGGCUUUGUUGAGCAACAAAUGAAGCGCACAGUGGAUAUUGAGCCCGGCAUGCCGCACAUGCUGAAGAUGCCCUUUGCCAAUGAGGGCCAUCAAUUGCGCAGCGGUGAAUUUGGAGAUCUGUAUGUGAUCAUGGUACAGGCUGAGCACGCGCUCUUUCAGCGUCGUCACUCAAAUCUCUACAUGCACGAUUUAGAGAUAAAUCUGACAGAGGCCCUGUGUGGCUAUUCGCACUGCUUUAAGCAUCUGGAUGGACGAAACGUUUGCAUACGCACGCAGCCGGGCGAGGUGCUGCGACACAACCACAUUAAAAUGUUGCGCGGAUCUGGCAUGCCUGUUUUUAACAAGCCAGAAGAUCAUGGGGAUCUUUAUUUACAAUUUAAGGUCAACUUUCCGGCCAACGAUUUCGCCACGCCAGCUCAGCUAGCCACGUUGGAGGGUCUGCUGCCGCCGCGUGAACGCAUUGUUGUACCGCCCGAAGCGGAAAUCGUACAGAUGACCGACUAUAAGUCGCAGGGGCGUCGCGCCGACACCGAAGAUGAUGAUGAAUUUAAUGGCCAAUCGCCACACUUCGAAAGCGUCCAAUGCCAGACGGCUUAGUUAUGGGCAUGGGCGUAUCCGUGGCUGUUACAGGCUCGUUAUCUCGCCAUCGACCUUUGGAACCUUCUGUCAACGCUUGGCGUUGACGAGUUGUGCUUCUUAGUGCCGCUAGUCGUAUUACUAUGCAUAGUAUUAUUUUUCAUACAAGAAUGUUUGCUGUGAUCAGCGCGUGAUCAAACUUUUGGCUCAUUUUUAGGCUAGUGAAUCUCAAAUCAAACAGUUAAUUUAGCUUAGCUAAAUCAAAAUAUAAAUGUCCUUACUGUUAUUAUUAUCAUUAAGCCCUCCAAAUUCUAUGUUUAAAUAUUAACUUUAUCCUAAACUAAC
Messenger RNA from Drosophila novamexicana, 1606 nucleotides. RefSeq names its product dnaJ homolog subfamily A member 2 (gene DnaJ-H). Gene Ontology annotation, molecular function: Hsp70 protein binding. The record is from RefSeq and is a predicted model, not a curated record. The transcript is spliced from 3 exons. The coding region runs from base 101 to 1282 and encodes 393 amino acids. NCBI's taxonomy places the organism in Eukaryota, Metazoa, Arthropoda, Insecta, Diptera, Drosophilidae. Gene Ontology annotation, cellular component: cytosol; cytoplasm. Gene Ontology annotation, biological process: protein refolding.